AUGUCUCCCUCGCCACAGAAUUCCAACAACGACGAAGAAGGUAGAAAUGCGGCUUCAAAGACUCCGUAUCUUCAUCUUGCUGACUCUUACGCGCCUCCAGAAAUAAAGCUCCAUUCAAGAGCAUCGAGUGUCUCCACGCGAGGUUUCAAAAAGGAUGAGAGGAAAGCAACUUCACGACAGAGGAUCUUAGACGGGGCGACUAUGCAUACCCGCUCCAUGAGCAUCAAGGGUGACGAUAAUGGGGCGACUAUGCGUACUCGCUCCAAGAGCAUCAAGGGCGACGAUAUGGCGUCGGACCUCCCUUCUGACAUGAAAGCAGAUAAUCCAACAUCUCGUGCCGAUCACAACCGUUCAGUGUCACGAGGUCGUACCGCUACACGGAGACGCUCAGUCGGACUGAACUCUGCGUCUACUGCGCAUGGCCCCGGCAAAGGCGAGAUGUCAGACCCCUCCGUCGCUUCCAUUCUACGACCGAGACCGUUACCGAAGCAAGCCGCCAAGCGAGAUACUCUCCACAUGCCUCCUUCGAGCGAUCUUGGGAAGAAACGUGGCGGUGUUGGCUCCCCGAGCGGCCCAGGGAUCUCUGGCAAUACUGGAGCCACAGGAAUCGACUCGGACAUCUCAGAGGAUCGGGAGGACCGCCGACCUUCGGCAACGACUACAAUAGCAAGACAACCGGCACGCAAGGCCUCUCGCGCUCGUCCCGCGGGGAAAAUAUGGUCCUGGGCCUGGAUCACCUGCUCUAGCUCGAUCUUCGGUCUGAUUGCCGUUGCUGUGACUUUAGCCUACAUGACAGGCUGCGAGUCGCCGUCGGUUGCGAUCCAGAAGUUUUGGGACCUGGUUUUGCAGGCCGGGGCUGGAGUCACGUCGGCAUAUAUCUGGGUACUAUGCGCGACGCAGCAGCUCUACCAGCGCUUGCCUCCCGUUCGUGCCGCUCCACGCUACUCAUCAGGAGAACGAUUGAGCGUCGCACUUGGCCAGACAUACACUGAUCUGUCACAAGCCCUUGCCGCGAGCGACUCGCUCUACCAAGCACCUGCGCUGAUCAGCCAAAGACGGAGUGAGGCACUGAGGUUUCGGCUUCCCGAAGGAUCCCUCACUCGGAAACCUUUGCAGCUUUUCCUCCGGCAGACUGUACACAUAGACGAGGACCUGCUCCGUCUGAUACUCUAUCUCGGCCAAAUCUCGACUCUCACCCUUCGGCAGCAGCAGGAGACCACGGACACACUGCGCUUCAUCCGACGUGUCGAGUACUUUGGGACAUUUCAGAUGCUCCGGGUUCGCGUUGUAGGCGUUUCAACCCAAGAGUCUCAGCUGAAGACCCGUUUGGAAGAGCACUUCCGUUACUUGAACGAAUCGAUUCGGGUGGCCGAAAAAGCGGCUCACCAGGUGUUGCAGCAGUACGUGACCCUCGCCUCUACGACCGAAGCGAUCCGUCAAAGCUCCCUUGGGGAUGAGGAACGCUUCCUAUUCAUCAAAUCGGAGGCGGCAUCGCAGUUGGGCUGGGUCAAGAAGACAUCGGUCCAACUGUUCGGAUUAGCGGAGCCGGAGGAUCUGGUAGAGAUCAGCCAGAACGUGGAGCUCGCCCGUGGCAUCCAUAACUGGACGCAGAAUGUGGUGGACUCCCUGCAGCGCGUAACGUUACAUCUCAGUUACGCAAAGGCCAAUAUAGGAUUACUUGUGGAGAUCAUCAGCCACAAUAGCACGGUCAUAUGGGACGUAGCAGAUAAAGAUCGUAAGAUCACGGAGUUCCUCGCUCAAGUUUCCGAUGGUGUAGAGCUCUUGACGUACAACACGGCCGCGUACGAUCAGCUACUGUGGGACGGGCAUAUCUAG
Molecule: messenger RNA, 1836 nt
Organism: Letharia lupina
Lineage: Eukaryota; Fungi; Ascomycota; Lecanoromycetes; Lecanorales; Parmeliaceae
Exons: 3
Coding region: 1-1836 (611 amino acids)
Source: RefSeq, a predicted model, not a curated record